This is a messenger RNA of Sarcophilus harrisii (Tasmanian devil), 600 nucleotides long. It is a transcript of the gene RPL23A, whose product is annotated as ribosomal protein L23a. Gene Ontology annotation, cellular component: cytosolic large ribosomal subunit; ribosome. NCBI's taxonomy places the organism in Eukaryota, Metazoa, Chordata, Mammalia, Dasyuromorphia, Dasyuridae. The coding region runs from base 84 to 554 and encodes 156 amino acids. Gene Ontology annotation, molecular function: rRNA binding; structural constituent of ribosome. Gene Ontology annotation, biological process: translation; ribosomal large subunit assembly. The record is from RefSeq and is a predicted model, not a curated record. The transcript has 5 exons.
AGGCCUUGAAGUCUCGCGAGGUUUGAGUGAGAGUUCGCUCUAUAAGCUCGUGGAAAGCAGCGCGGAAGAUCCUUUCCCCCAAGAUGGCGCCGAAGGCGAAGAAGGAAGCCGCCGUCCCUCCCAAGACAGAAGCCAAGUCCAAAGCCUUGAAGGCCAAGAAGGCCGUGUUGAAGGGUGUCCACAGCCACAAGAAGAAGAAGAUCCGAACGUCCCCCACCUUCCGGCGACCCAAGACACUAAGACUUCGGAGGCAGCCCAAAUACCCUCGGAAAAGUGCCCCUCGGAGAAACAAGCUUGAUCACUAUGCCAUCAUUAAGUUUCCCUUGACUACUGAGUCUGCCAUGAAGAAGAUUGAGGACAACAACACCCUGGUAUUCAUUGUGGACGUCAAGGCCAACAAGCAUCAGAUCAAGCAGGCAGUGAAGAAACUGUACGACAUCGACGUGGCCAAGGUCAACACGCUGAUCAGGCCUGAUGGAGAGAAGAAGGCCUAUGUCCGCCUUGCUCCAGACUAUGAUGCGCUAGAUGUUGCCAACAAAAUUGGAAUCAUCUAAGCUGGGUCCAGCUCUCACUUCACCUACAAUAAAAAGUUUUCCAGUA